Messenger RNA from Talaromyces rugulosus, 1692 nucleotides. RefSeq lists its product as uncharacterized. Gene Ontology annotation, biological process: response to heat; protein refolding. Gene Ontology annotation, molecular function: ATP binding; heat shock protein binding. The coding region runs from base 1 to 1692 and encodes 563 amino acids. The transcript has 3 exons. NCBI's taxonomy places the organism in Eukaryota, Fungi, Ascomycota, Eurotiomycetes, Eurotiales, Trichocomaceae. The record is from RefSeq and is a predicted model, not a curated record. Gene Ontology annotation, cellular component: cytoplasm.
AUGGGCGCAACACACACGGGACUGCCCAAGGCAGUAGCUCUACCGACAAGAAUCCUCAUCCGGGCGCCGCGUACACGCAAUGGAAACAGUCCCUGUAUUUCGCAGCAGGCGAACCCUCGCUCCUUUCAUAGCCAGGGGUCUUGCUCUCCUCCCAAACGGCCAUUCAAUGGGCCGCGGUCAUUCAAUGACGUAGGCCGGAUUAAGACAUUCCAUACAUCUUCUAUGCUGCAGGCGAUGAAAGAUCCUUACAGCGUCUUGGGCCUCAGCAAGGGUGCCUCUGCAGGCGACAUCAAAAAAGCCUAUUAUGGAUUAGCCAAAAAAUACCACCCCGACACGAACAAGGAACCCGGCGCCAAGGACAAAUUCGCGGAAGCCCAGUCAGCAUAUGAGCUGCUUUCAGACACGCAAAAGAAAGAAACAUAUGAUCGAUAUGGCUCUGCGGCAUUCGAUCAAAGCGGAGGAUUCGACCCGAACGCGGCUAGCGGCGGCAAUCCAUUUGCCGGUGCAGGUGGUUUCGGCGGAUUCGGAGGCGGUUUUGGAGGAGGUGGAUUUGGAGGAGGAUUUGGAGCUGAUAUCAACUUUGAUGAUUUGUUUGGUGCGUUUGCCGGAGGUGCUCGACGUGGUGGGAGGAGACGCGCAUCGCCUCAUGAAUCCAUCCUUGUAGGGGAGGAUAUCGAGGUCCAGACCAAUAUAUCGUUUAUGGAAGCGGCAAAGGGAGCUGGAAAGGAUAUCUUCGUCACGCCGCUAGUACAGUGCAAUACCUGUACUGGAAGUGGACUCAAGAAAGGCGCGAAACGAACACAGUGCAAGUCAUGUAAUGGCUCAGGCACUCGGGUGCACUUUAUGCAGGGUGGUUUCCAACUGGCUAGCACGUGUGACGUUUGCAAUGGGUCCGGAAUGGUUACCCCUCGUGGUUCCGACUGUGGUACAUGUAGUGGUCAAGGCGUGGUCCGGGAUCGCCGCACUGUUCACGUUGAUAUCCCUGGAGGAGUAGAGGAUGGUAUGAGACUCCGAGUCGCCGGCGAGGGUGACUCUCCUCCAACCGGCUCUGCAGAUGUUGGUGUUCGCACGCAACGCGGAGACCUUUAUGUCUCUAUUCGCGUCGCGCCAGACCACCGCUUCAGCCGGUCUGGCUCGGAUAUUCUCUACACCUCUUCUCUUCCUCUGACUACUGCUUUACUGGGAGGAGAGGCCACAGUACCAACCCUUGAUGGCGAAGUGAAAGUGAAGGUUGCCACAGGCACUGGCACUGGCGACCGAAUUACGCUCACAGGGAUGGGAAUGCGAAAACUGGGCAGUCGAGGCCGCGGCUUGAGUGCUUCUGGCGACUUGCGUGUCGAAUUCAAGGUCCAGAUGCCGAAAUACUUGAGUGAAAACCAGAGGACCAUUCUCGAAGUCCUUGCUGAUGAGAUGGGUGACAAGACUGCCAAGCGGGUUAUGAACGUGGGCAAGGACAACAAUCAACCACCCAGCUCCGGUAAUGGCUCGGGCUCGGGCUCUGCCUCUACAGGACCCUCGAGUGACUCUUUCAAGUCCGAAGGCUUCCUCAAAUCCGCAUGGCAUCGCCUCACGAACAAUACCAAAGCAGACGGCGAAAAAGCACCCGAACCGCCCAAAACUCCCAAAACGCCCAAAAAGGAUACACCAGCGUCUGAUUCGGAUGAGCCCAAGAAGGCUUCUGGAUCUGGUUAA